This is a messenger RNA of Drosophila hydei, 494 nucleotides long. RefSeq names its product U6 snRNA-associated Sm-like protein LSm3 (gene LSm3). NCBI's taxonomy places the organism in Eukaryota, Metazoa, Arthropoda, Insecta, Diptera, Drosophilidae. The transcript has 2 exons. Gene Ontology annotation, biological process: mRNA splicing, via spliceosome; P-body assembly. Gene Ontology annotation, molecular function: RNA binding. The record is from RefSeq and is a predicted model, not a curated record. Gene Ontology annotation, cellular component: U4/U6 x U5 tri-snRNP complex; U6 snRNP; P-body. Bases 84 to 395 code for a protein of 103 amino acids.
CACAAAAACAAAACACGGUUUUCACAAUAUUUUAGUAAUUUGUUAAUAUUUGAUAAAUUGGUAUUGAAUUCGUGUUUUUUUAAAUGGCAACUGAAGAGGAGCAACUUAGCCAGGUAAUACUGCCGGUCAAAGAGCCGCUAGACCUAAUUCGCCUGAGCUUGGAUGAGAAGGUGUACGUAAAAAUGCGCAAUGAGCGGGAGUUGAGAGGACGCCUACACGCCUUUGAUCAGCAUUUGAAUAUGGUGCUAGGCGAUGCUGAGGAAACAGUAACCACCGUUGAAAUCGAUGAAGAAACAUACGAAGAGGUGUACAAAACUACAAAACGCACUAUACCCAUGCUGUUUGUGCGGGGGGACGGCGUUAUAUUGGUGUCCCCUCCUAUGCGAGUGGGCUAGAGGGAUAGACGGUGACAGGAUUAGAUGAACUGUCACACGGUGUUUAUUAGGAAUGCUGCAUUUUUUCUUAUUGUAUUUAAUUGCUUUAAAUAAAGUGCU